Molecule: messenger RNA, 297 nt
Organism: Opisthorchis viverrini
Lineage: Eukaryota; Metazoa; Platyhelminthes; Trematoda; Opisthorchiida; Opisthorchiidae
Exons: 1
Coding region: 1-297 (98 amino acids)
Biological process (GO): poly(A)+ mRNA export from nucleus; positive regulation of DNA-templated transcription; regulation of transcription by RNA polymerase II
Cellular component (GO): SAGA complex; DUBm complex; nuclear pore
Molecular function (GO): transcription coactivator activity; chromatin binding
Source: RefSeq, a predicted model, not a curated record
AUGUCAGAAAAACGAGCAGCAAUUGCGAAUAAGAUAACCGAUUUACUAGUCAAGACCGGUGAGAAACAGCGUCUUUUGGCAUUUAUCGAGGAUCGGCUUAUAGAGACUGGGUGGAAUGAAAAAGUGAAGCAAGCUUGUAAAGACUACAUCAAAAGUAAGGGUGUGGAUAAUAUCAACGUAGAAAUGGUGGUGCAAGCUAUCACCCCAUCCGCAAGACAAGUUAUUCCCUCAGAAGUACGACAAGACGUACUGGACCAUCUGAAGAGAUUUCUUGUACAGUAUGAUAUUGAAGUUUGA